GUACGUUGCAAUUCAAGUCACAAAUUAGAAUCAUUCACUGGUAGCUUUAACGUUUCCCGAUAGAAUUCUUGAGUAGCUUUAAGACUUUUUGGUUCUUCCUGUUGAACCCUUGGCUUCUCCUCUGCAUUGAGAUUAGGUAGUUAUGCAUGAACAUGAUGAAUUCAGAUGAAGAAAAUGCUUUUCAAGGGAUCGCACCUGCAUUGCUUUCAUCCAAAUCUGCAGAUUAUCCUUCGUACGAUGUAUUCAUAAAUCACAGGGGACCAGAUGUUAAAAAGACGCUGGCGGAGGCAAUUUACCGGCAUCUGAGUGCCUUCAACCUCCGGGUGUUUUUAGAUCAGAAAGAAUUGCGGACGGGAGAUUUCUUACCUGCGGCCAUACAGCACGCUCUCGCCACUUGCAAGAUUCACAUUGCAAUCUUCUCCCCAGGAUAUGCGGAGUCACCAUGGUGCCUGGCGGAGCUGUCCUUCAUGCUUAAAACCAGGGCUGAAGUCAUCCCUGUCUUCUAUGAUGUGCAGCCCUCUCAGGCCCGCUAUAUCCAAACUGGGCCUUACGCCAAAGCCUUUGAGGACUACCACCGGAAGAAGAGAAUUGAUCUGCACAUUGUUGAGAAAUGGAAAGAGGAUCUGCACACGGCUUCCUUCUUUUCGGGUUUGGUUCACGACACAAGCAAAGAUGAGGAGCACAUAUUGUUGAAGAGUAUAGUGAAUAGAGUGGUAGUGGAAGCAAAAGGAGAAGUGUUAGAAGUGGCCAAACACCCUGUGGGACUGGAAGAAGCGUUUCAAGCUUUCCAAAACACAAUAUUGGAGUGGGAUGAAGAGCAGGGGAGUCGUGUAAAAGUAGUGGGUAUUGUUGGAAUGGGGGGAUCCGGCAAAACCACUCUGGCCAAGAAGAUCUACAAUGAGAAGAGUUGGACAUACAAGGGGCGCUGCUGCUUCUUGUCAGAUGUAAGACUGGAGAGCACCAAAAAUGGCUUGGCGUCUUUGCAGAGAAAGCUUCUUCAGAAACUUGUGCAGUAUGACUGGCAAAUCGAAAACAGCAGCCAAGGAAAGGAAUUUUUGAGAAGCCGUCUGCAAAAUGAGGAGGUUCUAAUAGUUUUAGACGAUGUGGAUGAUGAAGAGCAAUUCGAGGGUUUGCUAGUGAAGGAAGUGCUUGGGCGGGGGAGUUUAGUGAUAGUCACAUCUAGGGACAAAAGUGUGCUCACAAGCUGUGGAAUCUCUUUAUUUCAUGAGGUAAAAGGAAUGGCGGAGACUCACGCCAAACAGCUCUUCUGCUGGCAUGCGUUUCUGCUGCCUGAUCCAUUACCAGGCUUCGAAUCUCUUGUUCAAAGAUUUUUGGUUGCGUGCUCGGGUUUACCACUGUCCUUGAAAGUCAUCGGAUCGCUUCUUUACAAAAAGAAGACCGACUACUGGAAUGGAACGCUGGAAAAAAUUGGCAAGCAUAUUUUGCCCAGCAAUAUAAUAAACACGCUGAAAAUCAGCUACGAAGCCCUUGAUAGAGAGGAGAGAGAAAUAUUUCUGGACGUAGCUUGGUUUUUCUCCGGAGAAGAGAUAAAUACGCUGGUGAAUAUAUGGGAGGGUUCAGAGUGGAGUAGUUUGCAGUGUCUUGAAAACCUUGAGCAGAAAUGCCUUGUUGAAUUUAUUCGUGAAAACCGAGGGUACAAGGAAAAGGGGGAAGACCGCCUUUUAAUCCGAAUGCAUGAUCACCUCAGAGAUAUGGGAAGAAGUGUCAUAGACGAUCAAAGCCCACCUAGUCGCCUCUGGCGCCCAAUUGAUAUUCGCAAUUACCUUUAUCGCCUUCAACUUGGACCAAUUAUGGAGGUCCGAGGAAUAUGUACAUCCCCAGCUCCAAAUGUAUAUGAAAGCGGGAGAAUAGCAGCACCAAUUUCUCCAUGGAAGGCAUGCUGGAUGCAGAUAUUGGAGAUUUGUGGUGUUUCAAGUGUGUUCAGGGGUUGUUCUGUUGAUGUUGUUGGAAGCGCAUUGAGGCUGUUGGCAGCCCACGGUGAAUCGGUCAUAGAACUCAGUGAUUUUUCCAGAGAACUGCUAUGGCUUCGAUGGUAUUACCGCUCCUAUACCGGCAUUCCUUCUUCUUUUUCCAUGCAAAAGUUGAGAGUUCUAGAGGUUUUAGAAAAAGAUAGUGGUGACGGAAAGAGUUUGUGGCAGAGCGAUGAGCAGGCUCCUACACAGUUACGCGAGCUCUCUGUACAAAGACUAAGCAAAUUGCCAGAAUCAGUGGGGCUUCUUAAACAUUUGAAAAAACUAGUUUUAAGUGAAGGCGCAAUGAGAAGUUUACCAGAUGAGAUAUGUCACUUGAAAUCCCUGUAUCACCUCGACCUAAACCGUUGCUGGUUGGAAGCGCUUCCAAAUCAAUUUGGCAAUUUAACAAACCUGAGACACCUUGAUUUGAGUCAUUGUUCCGGUUUGCAAGCUCUACCAGAUUCUUUUAGUCAAUUAAUUCAGCUUCAAUAUCUAUGCUUGUUUGGUUGCUUUAACUUGAUGCUCUCGACAGAUAUUCUUAGAAAUAUCCGGACUCUUCAUUACCUAGACUUGGAAGGUGUCAGGGUGGACAGCUUACCGACCCACAUUACAUCUCAAACUUUUCUAACAAAUCUCUAUGUGAGUUCUUCCAAUCUCAAGAAUUUACCCACAGACAUAGGAGAAUUGGGCAAUUUAAGGGUUCUACAAGUACACAGUCGGGCGUUAACAUCCUUGCCGUCUUCCCUACUUAAUCUAAGUUUGUUAAGGUCAUUGAAUCUAUUAAACUGCGUAGAGCUCAACUGCUUACCUGAGUCCAUUGGAGAAUUAAAAAAUCUGAAACAUUUAAGUUUAAUAGAAACACGCGUACGAAUUUUACCCCAAGGAUUUGUACGUCUGAUCAAUCUUGUAGAGUUUUCUAUACACGCUAGCCCACUUGUCGAGUUGAUUCUUUGCAGCCUCAGAUCCGCCGGACACACCAUGUCUCGACUUAAAUCCAUAAAACUGAGUCAUUCAGGUGUUGUGAGCUUAUCCAUUAGUAAAGAGAUGUGUCCGAACCUCGAAACACUUCAAGCUGCAUUUUGUGACGACUUAGUGGAGGUUAAAGGGCUGCCGAUAACACUGGUCGACAUAGAUCUUCACGGCUGCCCGAGUUUGAAAAAGAUAUCAGGGCUUUCCAAUUUGACUAAGCUUAAAUACCUCAAUAUGCGUGGGUGCUUGGAAUUGCAAGAACUGGACGGGCUCUCUCAGUCGACUUCCUUGGAACUCCUUAUCACAGAUGGGUGUUGUAUGCUGACAAAGAUGGAUGGACUGAAGCAUCUGUCACAACUAAAAGAUAUACAAAUUGCAGCUUGCCAAACUGGUAUUUGGCCAGGCAUAGAAUGUUUAAAGAGGUUACCCCCCAAGAUAUGUAGUAUAACUUUGAAUAUGAAGAUAGUGGGUGGUGAUGAAACAGAGGUGGACUCAAUCCUGUCGUCUUUCAAAUUUCCAGUCUCUGUACUUGAGUUUUCAAGUAGAUGGGUGUGCAAACUUGGAUUAGAGGAGGUGAGAUCCUGCAGUGCACUAAUCAUGCUCCUUUUCUGCAAAAGCUCAGAAGACAGUUGUGAUCCCAAGAGGGAGGUCAUAUGGUUAGGCAAUAGAUUUUGCAUGGUACAGUACCAGAUAGCUGUCAAGAUUGAGAGCCAAUGCGAGUGGAUAAUUAUCAACCUUUUUACAAGAGAGUCCGCUUUUAUUGAAGACUUAAAGAUAAUUAAGGUUGAAGAUGACAUGGGCGUGUAUGCACACGCUCCUUUUGAAAAGAAGAAAGGUUGGGUGGUGUUCUUGCGAGAGGGAGAGGAAUGGAAAAUCACAGAAAUUUGGGAUAGACUCUUCACAUAUGCCUACUCCAAACGACCAUUUAUGUGUGGCGCAGAAGGUGUGAUGUAGUUUGUUUCAAACUAUACUUUUCCCCUUAGUUUCUGGUAGUCCUUAUUCCCUACGUAUGGUCUUGGCACUUGGGGAUUGGUAGAACACAAACCAUGUUUACAGGUAUUUUCUUUUGAACUUUAGCCAUUAGAUGGAAAGGGACAAGCUAAAAGGCGAUUCAAAUUACAUGGAAUAUUAAUAUAAUUUUUACAUUUUAA
Molecule: messenger RNA, 4093 nt
Organism: Cryptomeria japonica (Japanese cedar)
Lineage: Eukaryota; Viridiplantae; Streptophyta; Pinopsida; Cupressales; Cupressaceae
Product: disease resistance protein RPV1
Exons: 6
Coding region: 147-3896 (1249 amino acids)
Biological process (GO): defense response; signal transduction
Molecular function (GO): ADP binding
Source: RefSeq, a predicted model, not a curated record